UUGAUGAGAAACGCAAACUUUAGUGAUGAGGUGCAGAAUGUUUCAGGGUCCGUGUCGGCUCAGAAGCCAGCUGCCCCUGGAGAUCGAAGUGCCGACUGAGUAAUCGGGUUGCUGGGGACCGGUCAGAAUGUCGCCUUUCUCCGGAGCAGAGCUGCUGGCGAGCUUUCUGGUUCUUUUAGUCUGGAGGGAGGUGCCGGCGGUGAGCUGUUUGGCUUUCAGAAACUGUAUAGGAUUGUAUCUUCAGAGGCACUCCGUCAGCUGUGUAAACCAGGGUAUCUCAGAGCUGGCCACGGCUGUUUCGGACAUCCCCUCCGACACCAGGGUUCUGAACAUUUCCGUCAACAAGAUCACGGUUUUGCCUCAGAGGGGACUGGAAAGACUGGUGUCUUUGGAGUAUCUGAGGCUUGACCGCAACAAACUGAGCUGUAUCGAACGGCAAGCCUUUUGGAAUCUCAGCUCCCUACGAGAACUCAACCUGUCCCACAACUAUCUGGAGUCUCUACAUCAAGACGCGUUCACAUCCCUGUCCAACCUCACCAGCCUUAGCCUACAGCACAACAAGCUGAGGGAUCUCUCCGGAGACACCGUCUUCCCCUUGAAGAGACUCCAAAUUCUGGACAUCUCCUUCAAUAACUUCAGCAAUGCCUCGUCUGUAAUUGCAGCUCUGAGACGGGCUCAUGCUUUGAGAACAUUGCGUCUUCAGAACUCCAGAGUCAGAUAUCUGGACAUUUCGACCAGUUUCCCGCCGCGACUGAGCCGCCUGCUUCUCGCCGACAACCCGCUCUCCAGAUUCCGGGCCCCCGCCGGUUUCUUUGCCAGCAUUGACCACCUGGACUUGUCCAACUGCAGCUUGUCGCGAGCCGAGAACCUCACCUCGAUCAACUUGUCCGGUGUCCACUCCCUGAGCAUCGGGCACAACCCCCUGGCACCGGCCGAGGUGAUCGAGGCCGUGCGGAACAUCAAGGCGCCGCUGACAAACAUCACCCUCAGCGACUUCAAUCUGGAAAAGGACCAGCUGCGACUCUGCGGGAUCUUGCAGAAGAGGGGGAUUCGGUCAGUCACCCUGGAGGGCAAUAAAUUCAAGGAUGUGAAGGGGGUCUUCAAACGGUGCAAUUCAAUAUCAUUUCUGGACAUGUCCCACAACAAGAUUAGAACGCCUGACAUGUUUACCCGUGGGGGAGCCCCCAACGAUCUACAAACUUUAAUACUGGAUCAUAAUGUCAUUCGAGAUAUCUCCCUGUGCGCCGGGGGUCCCGGCGGAAGGCAAUGUAACUCGACCGCCCCUUGCCUGGGGAAACUGCGUUACCUCUCGUUGAGGUACAACCGCAUCUCGGCCAUCAUGUCUCAUGCGUUCCAACAGGUUCCCAACCUGGAGACUCUCUCUUUGGCCUUGAACGGAAUCAACUUCAUCAACAUCUCUGCCUUUGCGGGUCUAAGUAAACUGAGGUUUCUAUCCCUGACUAACAAUGCAAUCGGAGAAAUCUUUCCCUCGACCUACAUGCAUGUUAGGAACUUGGAACACCUAAAGCUACGAAAUAACAGGAUUCCCAUUAUCUACAAUGGAUAUUACUCCAACCUUUCCAGGCUGAUCACGCUGGAUUUAGGCGGGAAUCAUAUUGUGGAGAUUCAAAACGGAGGUUUUCAAGGGCUCCGAUCUUUGCUAAGGCUCUACUUGGAUAGGAACUGGUUGAAGGCUCUUUCGGCAGAUAUGUUUAGCGACUUGCAGUCGUUGCAAGUGUUAGAUUUGACCCAAAACAAGCUGACCUUCGCGAAAGCGCCCGACCACUUUCAGCCGUUCCUUGCGCUGCGUAGCCUGCGCAUGCUGAAGUUGCAACGGCAGGACGCCCCCAGCAGCAUGAUGCUCCCUCCCACCCUGUUCAAUGGCCUGCAGAGGCUCCGGAUUCUGGACAUCUCCAACAACAAAUUCGACACGCUGGACACACUGCCCCUCCAUCAGCUCGGCGGGCUGGAAGUCUUGUACAUGAACAACAUUUACCAGGCCUUCGGGACCAUGCACAGCAAGACCUUCGCCAACCUGGUCAACCUCCGGCUGCUGAGCCUCGAGAGCGCCGGCUUGGAGUCUAUCUGGGAGGCUCUCUUCGAAAGCCUGGCCAGCCUCAGCACUCUACUGCUCAAGGGCAACAAGAUCGGCGUCGUCAGGAAUAAGGACAUCCUUCAGCUGGGCAACCUCAGCUACCUGGACCUCCGGGACAACCUGUUCGCCUGCGUGUGUGAGAACCUGUGGUUUCAGCAGUGGGCGGCGAAAAGCGAGGUGCAGGUGCCUCUGUUUUACGGGUACUCGUGCGGGGGCCAAGGAGAGAGAAAAUUACUGGCGCAGUUUGACAGAUUGAUCUGCAACAACGGUUUCGUGGCGUUUUGCGUCAGUGCGCCGGCCAUCUUCGCCUUUGUGGCGACGGCUCUGCUGUACCACAAAGGGAAGUGGAGCUUUUAUUACAGCUACUACCUGCUCCGUGCGUGGGUACGCGAGAAACAGUUGCAGAGGUCGCACAGCCAGGGCCACCAGUACGACGCCUUCGUGUCCUACAACUCCAAGGACGAGGGGUGGGUGUUCGACCAGCUGCUGCCUCACUUGGAGACCGAGGGACCUCCGUUUCACCGUCUUUGUUUCCACCACAGGGACUUUGCGGUGGGCAAGCCCAUCGUGGAGAAUAUCGUCGACGCCAUAUACAACAGCAAGAAGACGCUCUGCGUCAUCUCCAAGAAUUACCUUCAAAGCGAGUGGUGCUCGAUGGAAAUGCAGGUCGCCCUGUACAGGCUCUUCGAUGAGUACAGCGAUGUCCUCAUCCUGGUCUUUCUCGACGAGAUCCCUGGCCAAGUGUUGUCCUCCUACCAUCACCUGCGGAAGCUGCUGCGGAAGAAGACUUACAUCAGUUGGCCCGCUGACGACGCGGCCCAGAGGCUGUUUUGGGCCAAGCUGCGGAACGCUCUCAAAUCAGACCGCUCAGCUUCGGGGAAACGGAUGCACCCGCUCAUCCAGCACGAAAGCUUACUGUACUAAACCCUUAGCCCAGAGCCCAGAUCUCAACAUCGUCGAGGCUUUCUGGGGAUAUCUGGAGAGAUAGAAGCAAGCAAGACAGCCAAAGUCUACAGAAGGACCGUGGCAAGUUUUUGAAGACCUACCAGAUGAUUUUCUUUUUUAAAAACUGCACAGCAGUGUACCUAAGAGAACUCAUGGUUUUAAAGGCAAAGAGUGGUCACACCAAAUAACAAUUUGAUUUUUUUUUACUGUUUACUGUUCUUUAUAGAAUAUUUUUUCCAUAAGAUAUAGGAGCAGAUUUAGGGCAGUUAGCCCAUCGAGUCUGCUCUGUCACUUCAUCAUGGUUGGUCCAUUCUCCCUCUCAGCCCCAAUCUCCUGCCUUAUCCCCAUAUCUCUUCAUGCCCUAACCAGUCAACUUCUGCCUUAAAUAUAGAUAAAGACUUGGCCUCCACAGCUGCCUAUGGCAACGAAUUCCACAGAUCCACCACUCUUUGGCUAAAGAAAUUCCUCCUCAUCUCCAUUCUAAAAGGAUGCCUCUCUAUUCUGAGGCUGUGUCCUCUGGUCCUAGACUCUCCACAUCCACUCUGUCAACGCCUCUUAACACACGAUAGGUUUCAAUGAGGUCAGCCCUCAUUCUUCUGAGUUCUCGUGACUAGGGGCCCAGAGCCACCAAAACGCCCUUCAUAGGACAAGCCAUUCAAUCCUGGAAUGGAACAAUUUUCAUGAACCUCUGCUGUGUCAGCACAUCCUUUCUAAGAUAAGGGGCCCAAACCUGCUCACAAUACUCCAAGUGAGGCCUCACCUGUGCUUUAUAAAGCCUCAACAUUACAUCCUCGCUUUUAGAUCCUAGUCCUCUUGAAAUUAAUGUUAACAUCACAUUUGCCUUCCUCACCACAGACUCAAGCUGCAAAUUAACCUUUAGGGAAUCCUGCACAAGGACACGGGAGGUCCAGGGAACGUGUGAUUUCCCCCUGACAUGUUUACAUGGGUGGUUCCCAAUACAGAUUUGAAUAUGGACAGAGUAACUCAUAAGGAAGAACUCAAGCUUUCUGAUAUGUUUGUUGUGCAGUCAAAAGUCUUCAGAACAAAUCCCUUGGAGGAAAAUUAUUUUAAAGUCUAUAUUCAGAAUAAAGUUCUGUAAG
Hypanus sabinus (Atlantic stingray) is the source of this 4140-nucleotide messenger RNA. Its product is annotated as toll-like receptor 13. NCBI's taxonomy places the organism in Eukaryota, Metazoa, Chordata, Chondrichthyes, Myliobatiformes, Dasyatidae. Gene Ontology annotation, molecular function: transmembrane signaling receptor activity; protein binding. Gene Ontology annotation, biological process: immune response; toll-like receptor signaling pathway. The record is from RefSeq and is a predicted model, not a curated record. Gene Ontology annotation, cellular component: membrane.